CCUGUAGUCAGCUGAUAUUGCCAGGUGAAAGUUCAACCGAACUCUUCAGACAAAAUGGAAGUAAAUCAGGCAAAACAAGAGCAUCUACUUGCUUUAAAAGUGAUGCGGUUAACAAAACCCACUCUCUUCACUAACAUGCCAGUGACAUGUGAAGAUAGAGACCUCCCAGGGGAUUUGUUUGGUCGGCUAAUGAAGGAGGACCCAUCCACUAUUAAAGGAGCAGAGGCAUUAAUGCUGGGAGAGAUGCUCACACUACCUCAGAACUUUGGAAAUAUUUUCCUUGGCGAGACCUUCUCAAGUUACAUUAGUGUGCAUAAUGACAGCACCCAGGAGGUCAAGGACAUACUAGUAAAGGCAGACCUGCAGACCAGCUCUCAGAGGCUAAACCUAUCAGCGUCCAACAAUGCAGUCACAGAGCUGAAGCCUGAGUCCUGCAUCGAUGAUGUCAUCCACCACGAAGUCAAAGAGAUUGGAACUCACAUCUUGGUUUGUGCAGUCAGUUAUACCACACAGGCGGGAGAGAAGCUAUACUUCAGGAAGUUCUUUAAAUUUCAGGUUCUGAAGCCGCUCGACGUCAAAACCAAGUUCUACAAUGCGGAGAGUGACCUCAGUUCCGUGACAGACGAGGUGUUUCUUGAGGCCCAGAUCCAGAACAUCACCACGUCGCCCAUGUUCAUGGAGAAAGUGUCCCUGGAGCCCUCCAUGAUGUACAAUGUCACCGAGCUCAACACCGUGGAGACUGGGGACGAAGGAACGUCUACGUUUGGGAAGAUGUCUUACCUGCAGCCCAUGGACACGCGCCAGUACCUCUACUGCCUGAAGCCCAAAUCGGAGUUUGCAGAGAAGGCGGGCGUCAUCAAGGGCGUGACGGUCAUCGGUAAACUGGACAUUGUGUGGAAGACCAACUUAGGAGAGAAAGGAAGGCUGCAGACAAGCCAGCUACAGAGAAUGGCUCCAGGUUAUGGAGACGUCAGACUAUCACUGGAGAUGAUCCCAGACACCGUCAACCUAGAGGAACCCUUCGACAUCACCUGUAAAAUCACCAACUGCAGUGAGAGGACCAUGGACCUGGUGCUGGAGAUGUGUAACACCCGCUCCAUCCACUGGUGCGGUGUAUCAGGGAGACAGCUGGGCAAAGUCAGCCCCAGUGCCUCGCACUCUCUGCCCCUCAAACUCCUCUCCUCUGUCCAGGGCUUGCAAAGUAUAUCUGGCCUGAGACUGACCGACACAUUUCUGAAGAGGACUUAUGAAUACGAUGACAUUGCACAGGUGUGUGUGGUCUGUCCAUACAUGAGCCGUCAGAGCUAAGACUCUUCUAGACCAUUCUAGAACUGAGCACUAUAGAUCUCACAUCUCAAUGGACCAACUACCAUACUCUGCACCUAUAUCAUCACCUUACACUUACUGUACACACCCCAAGGUGAUCAUGUUUUAACAGAUGUUAUGUUUUUAAUGUUUUCUUUGCAAAAAAAAAUCAUGAUUUUAAAUUAAUGUGCAUUUAAAUGUGAAUAAAAACGUUAACUUAA
This is a messenger RNA of Coregonus clupeaformis (lake whitefish), 1526 nucleotides long. Its product is annotated as trafficking protein particle complex subunit 13. The transcript has 13 exons. The coding region runs from base 55 to 1308 and encodes 417 amino acids. Gene Ontology annotation, cellular component: TRAPPIII protein complex. The record is from RefSeq and is a predicted model, not a curated record. NCBI's taxonomy places the organism in Eukaryota, Metazoa, Chordata, Actinopteri, Salmoniformes, Salmonidae.